AUGUCCGAUGAAGAGAUAGAUGAUUUGUUUGGGGAAGAAACUACCGAAAAGAUAGUUGAUUUGUCGUUACCGCGCCAUGCAGUUGUGCUGGUUAUGGAAAAGGAUGUGAGGUUAUUGAAGACACCAGACUUUUUAAACAUCGAAGCACACCCAUUUGACCCUUCGAGUUUCAAAGAACAGAUAGAAAGCAAUAAUAAAGUACGACGUGAGAGGGGGUUGACUGCUAAGGAAAUCCACAACGAGCAGAUGACAGAGAAGUUGUUGAACGAAAACACGAUCAGAUGGAGGUACCAUAAUGCGGGCAAUGACGAGAUUGUCAAGCAGUCUAAUGCCCAUUUUGUGGAAUGGAGUGAUGGAUCGGUAUCGUUAAAAGUGGGUAAUGAAGUGUAUGAUGUGAGGGAAUUGCCCAUGUUUGAUCAUUUAUUGGUGAAGAGCCACCAAGCAGCUGAAGUUUUGCAAGCCGACUCGAUACUUUCCAAGUCGAUUAAUCUUUUGCCGGCAUCGUCGAGUCAUAGAAAGAUUCUUGUUAAGAAUAUCACCAAGAAAGAAAAGAUCUUGAAUACCAUUACCGAUGUUGAUCCGUUGGAGAAGCAGCGACUUGCAGACGAAGAUGUGCGUAAGGCCAUGAAGAUGAAACGACAAAUGGAGUCGAGAAGAAGAUUACAGGAAGAGAAGUGGGAGAGAAGCGGUAGUCCUAGAGCACAAGAAAGUUCAUAUGAAAGGUUUGAACGAACCUAUGAGGGUGAGGGGUAUGAUGAGAAUGAUGAUUUUGUUGCUGGCGAUGAAGAAGAGAUUGAAGAGUAUGAGGAGGAAGAGGAGUUUGAGCGCGGAGCAGAGAGGCUAACCCAACUCAAAGAAGAAGGUGCUGCCAAGUACCGAAGACACUCUGAAGACGAGGAUGAGGAUGAGAAAACCCGGAAAAGAAGAAGAAUUAUUGAUUCUGAUGAAGAGUGA
Messenger RNA from Candida albicans SC5314, 954 nucleotides. RefSeq lists its product as uncharacterized. The transcript has a single exon. The coding region runs from base 1 to 954 and encodes 317 amino acids. The record is from RefSeq and is a predicted model, not a curated record. Gene Ontology annotation, biological process: positive regulation of transcription elongation by RNA polymerase II; transcription elongation by RNA polymerase II. Gene Ontology annotation, molecular function: RNA polymerase II C-terminal domain phosphoserine binding. Lineage: Eukaryota; Fungi; Ascomycota; Pichiomycetes; Serinales; Debaryomycetaceae. Gene Ontology annotation, cellular component: nucleus; Cdc73/Paf1 complex.